This is a messenger RNA of Motacilla alba alba, 5015 nucleotides long. It is a transcript of the gene NPHP3, whose product is annotated as nephrocystin 3. Gene Ontology annotation, biological process: convergent extension; kidney development; determination of left/right symmetry. The transcript is spliced from 27 exons. The coding region runs from base 269 to 4222 and encodes 1317 amino acids. Gene Ontology annotation, molecular function: protein binding. The record is from RefSeq and is a predicted model, not a curated record. Lineage: Eukaryota; Metazoa; Chordata; Aves; Passeriformes; Motacillidae.
CCGGGCUUCUCCAGCAGCGCUCCCGAGCCGGGAGCCGCCGCGGGACGGGACGGGGCGGGAGCGGCAGAGAGAGGGAGGGAGAGAGGCGGCCCGCAGGGCAGCUUCCUCCCGCUCUCCCUUCCUCGUCCGGCGGCCGCAGGGAGCGGACCAUGGCCGGCAGCCGCCGCCGGGAAGGCUCCGCGCCGGGCAGGGCCCCGCCGCCAGGUCCCCCCGGGGGGACGCGGCCCUGGGCUCGGGGUUAGAGCCUCGCCCGGGCGGGCGCGGGGCCAUGGGCACGGCGUCGUCCCUGGUGAGCCCGGCGGGCGCGGUCGGGGAGGUGAUCGAGGACACGUACGGCGGCGGCGGCGGCGAGGCCUGCGAGAUCCCGGUGGAGGUGAAGCCCAAGGCGCGGCUGCUGCGCGGGUCCCUGCGGCGCGUCGGCGGCUCCCGGCCCGGCGGCCUCAUCGGGGCCAGCUUCAAGUCGACGGCCUCGGUGCAGGAGCUGGAGUGCGUGGCCGAGUACGAGCGGCUGAGGAAGGAGUACGAGAUCUUCCGCGUCAGCAAGAACAACGAGGUGGCCUCCAUGGUGAAGAAGGAGGCCAAGCUGGACAGGGAGAACAAGCGGCUGCGCGCCGAGCUGCAGGCACUUCAGAAAACAUACCAGAAAAUACUUAGAGAGAAAGAAAGUGCAUUAGAAGCUAAAUACCAAGCCAUGGAGAGAGCUGCUACUUUUGAACAUGAUCGAGACAAGGUCAAAAGACAAUUCAAGAUUUUUAGAGAAACUAAAGAAAAUGAGAUUCAGGACUUACUGAGGGCCAAACGAGAGCUAGAAGCAAAACUCCAGAGACUGCAGGCCCAGGGAAUCCAAGUAUUUGAUCCUGAAGAGUCUGAUUCUGACGAUAAUUGUACGGAUGUUACAGCUGCUGGGGCGCCAUCUGAAUACUGGAAUGGAGGAGCGUUGGGAAGUGAGCCAUCCAUGGGCAGUAUGAUGCAACUUCAGCAGUCUUUCAGAGGGCCUGAAUUUGCUCAUAGCUCUAUAGAUGUUGAGGGACCAUUUGCAAAUAUAAACAGAGAUGAUUGGGACGCUGCUGUUGCCAGUUUAUUGCAGGUUACUCCUUUGUUUUCCCACUCUCUGUGGAGUAACACAGUAAGAUGUUAUAUUAUCAGUACUGAAGAGACUCAGCCAGAAGUGACCAUCUUCAUUAGAAACUACUCUCCAAAACUUCAGAGAGUCUGUGAAACAAUGGGGUACUUCUUUCAAGUCGUUAAUUUUUCAACAGAGAAUGAAAGGCCUCUUCAGGAUGUAAGAAAAUGGGAAAUUGAAAAAAGUUCAUUAGUAAUUUUGCUCCUGCAUUUAACUUUGCCAAGUUGUUUGUUGGAGGACUGUGAAGAAGCCUUCUUGAGAAAUCCAGAAGAAAAACCCCGGUUAAUUUACCACAGAAGGGAGGAUGGCAAAGUCAGUUCAGUCUCAGUGCAACAGUUAAUUGAGCAAAUUUCUUGCAUGAACAAAGCAAAGAUGAUUGACCAUGUUGGAGGUAUGGAGGAAGGAGCAUAUGAAAUCUAUAAUUGUGUGGAAAAAACAAUUAAACAGGAUAUAUUGGGGUGUGAAAUGACAGACCUAGAAGGCAAGGAUCUGGGUAAUAAGGAAGACUCUGCUGCUCCUGAAGAAGAAGUUUUUGGUGAUGUAUUGUGGGAUGCACACGAUGAACAAGAACAGAUGGAAGCUUUUCAGCAGGCCUCUAACUCAACAUGUGAGCUGGGAUUUGAGAAAUAUUUUGAACGUCUGAAUGACCUAGUAGCAGCACCAGCACCGAUUCCACCAUUGCUUGUAUCAGGAGGACCAGGCUCUGGGAAAUCUCUCCUUCUGUCUAAAUGGAUUCAAUUACAACAGAAGCAUUCACCAAACACUUUAAUUCUUUACCACUUUGUUGGGAGGCCCAUGUCUACUAGUUCAGAGUCUGCAUUGAUAAUUAAGCGCCUUACUCUGAAGCUUAUGCAACACUCUUGGUUGGUAUCACCUCUAACUUUCGAUCCAGCUAAACUUCUGGAAGAGUUUCCCCGUUGGCUGGAAAAGCUUUCUGCACGCCAUCAAGGCAGCAUUAUUAUAAUUAUUGACUCUAUUGACCAAAUACAGCAAGCUGAGAAGCAUAUGAAGUGGUUGAUAGAUCCACUGCCAGUGAACGUGAGAGUGAUUGUAUCAGUGAAUGUAGAAACGUGUCCGCAGGCGUGGAGGUUAUGGCCCACUCUUCAUCUUGAUCCACUCAAUUCCAAAGAUGUUAAAUCUCUCAUUAGUGCAGAAUGUAACUCUGCAAAUGUCAAAUUGACUAAAGAGCAGGAAAAGAAGCUUGAGAGACAUUGUCGUUCUGCCACAACUUGCAAUGCUUUGUAUGUCACUCUCCUGGGCAAAACCAUUGCUUGUGUUGGAAAUACAGGAAAUAUUGAUGAGAUUCUUCAGCAGUGUUGCCAGUGUCAAGACACAGUGUCACUGUACAGGCUUGUUCUGAGAUCAAUUCAGGAAUCAUUGCAGAGUGAUAAAGAGAAAGAUCUUUUGAGAGAGAUACUGUGUGUCAUUGGUGUCAGCCACAAUGGGGUGAGUGAGUCAGAGCUGAUGGAGCUUUAUCCUGAGCUGACUUCUGCAGUGCUGGCCUCACUCCUUCAUAGCCUGCACAAAAUGUGUCUGCUGACAUAUGGCUGUGGUUUGCUGAAGUUCCAGCACCUCCAGGCUUGGGAGAUGGUAAAACUAGAGUAUAUGGAAGCAGGUGAAAAUGUUAUUUCUUCCUAUAGACAAAAACUAGUGGAAUAUUUCACCAUGCAGUUAAGUCAAGACCGAGUGACUUGGAGAAGUGCAGAUGAACUUCCCUGGCUCUUCCAACAGCAGGGAGAUAAGCAAAAGCUACACAAGUGUCUUUUGAAUCUCUUCGUGUCCCAAAACCUUUACAAAAGGGGACAUUUUGCAGAAUUGCUGAGUUACUGGCAGCUGGUUGGGAAAGAUAAGAGCUCUAUGGCAGCUGAGUAUUUUGACUCUCUGAAAGAAUAUGAAAAAAGCAGUGAGGGAGAGGAAAGUAUGAUCUGCCUGGCUGAUCUCUAUGAGACCCUGGGACGGUUUCUUAAGGACCUAGGUCUUCUCAGUCAGGCUGUAGCUCCUCUGCAGCGCUCUCUGGAGAUUCGAGAGACUGCGCUGGAUCCAGACCACCCCAGGGUGGCACAAUCACUCCACCAGCUGGCAGGGGUGUAUGUUCAGUGGAAGAAGUUUGGAAAUGCUGAACAGCUGUAUAAGCAGGCACUGGAAAUCUCUGAAAACGCCUAUGGAGCUGAACACCCUCGGGUGGCCCGUGAACUUGAUGCACUUGCAACCUUGUACCAAAAGCAGAACAAAUAUGAACAAGCUGAGCAACUGAGGAAAAAGUCCUUCAAAAUACGCCAGAAAGCAGCAAGGCAGAAAGGCAGUCUGUGUGGCUUUGCUCUCCUGCGUCAAAGAGCCCUGCAACUGGAAGAGCUCACGUUAGGCAAGGAUACAUCAGAUAAUGCUCGAACCCUUAAUGAGCUUGGAGUCCUCUACUACCUGCAGAAUAAUCUUGAGACAGCAGAGCUUUUCCUGAAGCGUUCGUUGGAAAUGCGGGAGCGAGUGCUGGGAUCCGACCACCCAGACUGCGCGCAGUCUCUGAACAACCUGGCAGCCCUGUACAAUGAGAAGAAGCACUAUGACAAGGCUGAGGAGCUCUAUGAGAAAGCUUUGGACAUCAGGAGGAGAGCCUUAGCUCCGGAUCAUCCCUCCUUGGCUUACACUGUGAAACACCUGGCAGUGCUGUACAAAAAGAUGGGAAAGCUUGACAAGGCUGUUCCUCUGUAUGAGCUAGCAGUAGAAAUUCGACAGAAGUCAUUUGGCCCAAAACACCCGAGUGUAGCAACUGCUCUGGUGAACCUGGCUGUCCUUUACUGUCAGAUGAAAAAACAGAUUGAAGCUUUGCCUCUCUAUGAACGUGCACUAAAGAUUUACGAAGACAGCUUUGGCCAAAUGCAUCCUCGCGUGGGGGAAACACUGAAAAACUUGGCUGUGCUAAGCUAUGAAAGGGGAGACUUUGAGAAGGCAGCUGAACUUUACAAGAGAGCUAUGGAAAUAAAAGAAGCAGAGACUUUGUUGAUAGGUGGAAAAGCAACUUCUCGACACUCAUCAAGUGGAGACACAUUCAGCUUAAAAAGUGCAUUAUCACCAAACGCUUUGCUGGAACAUGGACAAAGGUGAUACAAACCUGCUCCAAGAAAAGGCAGUCUCUAUUGAUAAUUUCAAGUAGACAGAAAAUUACUAAGACAAAUCCAUUUUUCCAAGGAUUAUGUACUGUUUUGGGACUGACACCUGUCUUCAUGAAUUCUGCCUUAACUUUGCAGACCCUAUGGUACAAAGUGAACUUCUUUCACUGUUCAUAGGUACACACAUUAGUUACUAGCUCCAGUUGUAGCUAAUAUCAAAACCAUGGACUUGAUGCCUCAUAGCCUAGAUGCCAAGACUAUAACAAAUUAAGCUGAACCACUUGUAUAAACUCUAAGAGACAUUUCUUACUUCUGUGUUGUAACAGCAUGGCUUAGAGAAUUUUUGUAUUUUUGUAUCAUCAAUCCUUCCUGCCUUUUUACAAGCCUUUAAAGUUGUUUCUGAAGAAAUAGUAAUUUUGAAAAAACUUUGAAAAUACUGUUUAACCUCAAGUUUUACCUGCAGGGUUAUUUCAGCUUUAGCAAAAUUUCAUUCAAGGGAGUUGUGCAAAAUUAAGUGGUUUCCUUAGGAAACUAGGGUAUCUAAAUAUAUCAUCAUCAUCUACAGUUAAAGCUGUUGAAGGAUUCCACUCAGUUCAAUAAAAAUACUUCCAGUGAAGAAUCAGAAUGAAGAUGAUUAUGGCCAGAUUUCCUGUUCUUAAACCUUUAGCUAUACAUCUACUGUUUAGUCUUACUGAAUCCCUUAAAAUACAAGAAUGUUUGUAUUAGCUGGGCAAACCUAGUGAUGCAAAGUAGAUUGCCAUCAGAUAAAGAAAUAUUAAUCAAAUCUA